Molecule: messenger RNA, 1755 nt
Organism: Penicillium cinerascens
Lineage: Eukaryota; Fungi; Ascomycota; Eurotiomycetes; Eurotiales; Aspergillaceae
Product: retromer subunit VPS17
Exons: 3
Coding region: 1-1755 (584 amino acids)
Biological process (GO): intracellular protein transport; retrograde transport, endosome to Golgi
Cellular component (GO): retromer complex; retromer, tubulation complex; endosome
Molecular function (GO): phosphatidylinositol-3-phosphate binding
Source: RefSeq, a predicted model, not a curated record
AUGGACUACUCUGCCAUCUCCAACGACCCCGACCACCCUGCGGGCGCUUCGCCUUGGGGUUCUCCGCGCGCCGACCGAACCACGUUCCCCACCUCCGGCACGAACGACAUCCCGUCAUCCCCGUUACCAGGACAGGCACAAUCUGCGGAGGGCUCGGAGGGAGGCCACGAGGCUGAACCUCAAUCCCCGGACCUCUCUACGCAGUUGCAGAGUGCUCAAUUAGGUGACCCGGACUACCCCGAGGAGCAGCCUCCGUUCGCGACCCAGCAAUCCCCAAAUGCAGGCCAGCAGUCACAAUCUCCCGCGCGCUAUCAAACCGGACUACGCCAGCCGAACUCUCGACCUUCCGCGCCCAUCUACAAGAUCCAAGGCAAAAUAACUGGCUUGGAGAGGACGGGCAAGAAGGACCCUAUCCUCCGCUUUGAUGUCCACACCAACAUCCCCAAGUUCCGCACAACUCAGUAUCGCGAUGUUCGCCGCACCCAUUCCGAGUUCACCAAACUUGCCGACCACCUGAUCUCCGCCAACCCGGAAGCAUUAGUCCCAGCCGUACCACCGCCGGUGACUCCAGCUGGCGCAGGUACUGAUGAAGAUGAAGUUAGAGUUAAGGCAGCAAUGCAGCGGUGGCUCAAUUGUGUGCUCAGCAAUGAGGUCCUUAUCCAGGAUGAUGAGGUGGUGCUGUUUGUGGAGAGUGACUUUGGUUACAGCCCGGUGCUGCGAAUGAAGCAACCUGCUACUGGUGUGCGACGCAAAAUGUUGAAGCAAUUUGCGCCGCCUCCAGAUGAUACUCCUGAGCUCCAAGCUGCUCGUCCAGUUGUCAAAUUGUUCUACUUAGGAUCAAUGGACUCGAGCCACAAAGUCGACCGGAUCGUCAAAGCUCGCCGAGGACUAGGAUUGGCCGAGUCUGAUUUUGGUGUUAAGCUGGGGCAAAUGCACGUACAGGAGACCCAUCCUGGCCUGAGCCUGGCCUACCGUAAACUCGGCAAGGUCAUUCAGUCCGUGGGUGAUUUCCACGCCGUCCAAGCAACUGCCGAGGCCACUACCCUUGGCGAGCCAUUGGGCUACCACUCGUCAGAUGCUUUGAUCGUCAAGGAGACUUUGACCAACCGGCACAUUUUGUUGCGCGAACUUCUUCAAGCCCGGCAAAGCGCGCAGAGUAAACGCGCUGCAGCAGACCGCUUGAAGGUCAGCUCGUCUGUCCGCUCUGACAAAGUCGACGAUGCAAUCCGUGCCCUGGAAGAGGCACAGAGCCACGAGGAAUAUCUAACCAAGCGCACCCACCGCGUGACCACAAAUCUGCUUCAGGAGAAGCGCCGCUGGUUCGAUCGCACUACUGGCGAUCUUUUGUUCAGCCUGCGCGAGUAUACUCUGCGCCAGAUUGAAGCUGAGCGGCGCACCCUGGCUACUUUGGAAAGCGUUCGACCUGACAUCCGCGCCAUUGAUGCCUCUGGUGGCUUGAGCCGGCUGGGCCGCGAAGCACACCCUACCGCCCGCCGAGUUAAUAUGGCAUCAAGCCAGGGUCCCAAGGGCGACGCUUGGAGCGGUGUUCCCCGCCGUGCCGACAGCAUGGGCCGUAGCAUGAGCGGCAGUUUCACAGCACCGAAUCUCAACGAGGAAGAGGAAGAGGAGACUCAUCCCGAGUCUGGCCAGGGCCGUGUGCGAUCUACGAGCCAGGUUGAGUCGAUUGCGGAAGAUGACGAUGACCGACUUGAUGCACGUAACGCUGCCAGCCGGCUGGCCACCAGCACCUUCUGA